CCGCACCGCAACCUCCUUUCGAUCGGCUCUCCCCUCUCUUCUCCUUCCCCCCUUCCCCUCCUGCAAGUAAAACAAGCGAGAGACUCCCCCCCUCAAUGGCGUCCCGGAUCGCGAGGCUGCUACAGCACCAGAACCGCCGCCUCCUCUCCACCGCCGCGGAGGCCUCCUCCCGCCGUCCGCCGCGCGCUCCCCUCAGCGGCGCCAUCCCCAAGCAUGAAGUUGCAAAGGCUGAAGCCUCAUCUUUAAAAAAAUCAAGGUGGUACAUGAUCAAGUCAAACCCUUCAAGUCCUCUCACAACACAGCGUGAAAGCCACAAAGUAUCUACUCAUUUAGUUAGGCCUUCUGCAUCCUACUCCACACAAGCUUCAGAGCAGAACCCAAAAGAGGGUACAAAAGACCUGAAAACUGUUGAAGAUCCAUUUGAUUCCCCUACCUACAACAUACCUGAGAAGCCAGUGACAUUUGCUGAAGGGGCUUCCUACAGUCUUGUAAUAGUUGCGGGACUUGGAAUUGCAGCAGUGGCUGGAUAUGCUGUUUUCAAAGAACUUAUAUUUGAACCAAAAGAGUACAAGAUUUUUGGAAAAGCGCUAGCAAGAGUACAGAAUGACAGUCAGGUUACAGCAAAAAUUGGGUAUCCUGUUACUGGAUAUGGCAAUGAAAGUAGAAAUCGUGCAGCUCGGCAGCGCAUUCCUAACAAGGUUUGGACAGAUGAGGACGGUGUUGAACAUGUGGAGGUAAACUUCUAUAUCCGAGGACCACAUGGAGCUGGAAAGGUGUAUUCAGAGAUGUUCAAAGAUAACAAUGACAGGAGUUGGAAGUUCACAUACCUUAUUGUUGAGAUUGUGUCUCCGCAUCGUGUACAACUAAUGUUAGAAUCUUACGUACCAGCAUAAGGAUGCAAGAAACAAGCAGUUAGCAGUGGCAGAAUUGUUGUAAGGUUCAUGCCUCCACACUUACCUAUCCAAUGUGUACAUCUCUCAUAUUUAGAAAUCAUCCUUUGAUUACAGAAGUUUUGAGUUUUGAUCUUCCCCAGUAGCACAACUAUCUGAGUCUGAUCAUUUCUGGUAUCUUAAAUAUGGUGUAGCAUGGAAGGACCUAAUGUUACUUUGUUCAGCUGAAGGCCAUUAAGAUACAUGCAUACAUCACAAUUUUUAUAACACUGCUUAAACAAUGGUAGAAACAAGAGCAAGAUUACCAGA
Oryza sativa Japonica Group (Japanese rice) is the source of this 1199-nucleotide messenger RNA. Its product is annotated as probable mitochondrial import inner membrane translocase subunit TIM21. Gene Ontology annotation, biological process: protein import into mitochondrial matrix. Gene Ontology annotation, cellular component: TIM23 mitochondrial import inner membrane translocase complex. The record is from RefSeq and is a predicted model, not a curated record. NCBI's taxonomy places the organism in Eukaryota, Viridiplantae, Streptophyta, Magnoliopsida, Poales, Poaceae.